Molecule: messenger RNA, 966 nt
Organism: Stylonychia lemnae
Lineage: Eukaryota; Ciliophora; Spirotrichea; Sporadotrichida; Oxytrichidae
Source: the annotation of a GenBank genome assembly
AUGAGCUAAUAAUGUAAUUCUUCUCCAGAGAUAGAACUUAAUAUUUACUCUCAAAAGCAAGACGAUAAUGCUGAAUACAGCUUAAAAAUUACUCCACCUUUUGAUACCUCUUAAAAUGAUAAUAAGCAUGAACAACAAAUUUACUAACAUCCCAGUAUAUAAAAUUCUUAAAAUGAAAAAAUUAAAGCAGAGCCUAGAACAAAUUUUUGGUUUUGGUUCUUCUCACUGAGCGCUUGCUUAUCUUUUACAGGUUCAAAUAUUCUAAGAAAUCAUCAGUCUCAAAAUGUUAUGUUUAGUCUAAAGAUUUUACUCUUACUUAUACUUGGAGGUUCAUUUGAGUAUUUAGGAUCUCAAAUGAUAGUUUUAAGUUUCAAAUAUGCUUCAUUAGCAAAUGUUAACUAAGGAAUAUGUAGUGCCCUUGUUUCGACUAACACCAUUUACAUACUAAUUGCUUCCUACUUCAUUUUCAAAGAGAGGAUAUAAACUGUAUAACUAGUUGGUGUGAUAUUAAUGGUUAUAGCUGUUUUAAUGGUAAGUAUCUUUAGAGUUGAUAAAUAAAUCUAAAGUCAGGACAUUGAAGAUGAAAAUAGUUCAAAAGACAUAUUCUUAAUGAUAAUUGGCGGCUUAAUCGCUUCCAUUAUGUUUGGAAGUCAACUUUUAAUGUUCAAAAAGAUUACAUAGUACAAUAAUGACUUAUUUGGAGUAGCCUUUUCUCUUUUAUUUUUUUCAUCUAUAUGGGCUAUAAUAUCUUUCAUCUACAUGUUUUUAACAGACGUAGACUAUGGUCUUAUUGGAAUAAGCAAUGCUAUUGUCCAUAACUAAGUUAUUCUACUCUCGCUUUUUAAUUACGUAGUUUAUGAUUAAGAUCUAAGUUUUGGCCAGGCAAUCGGUAUCGGAAUAUGUGUGAUAGGUGCAAUUUUGAUUACAAAUGGUGAUAGAAUGACUUGCUUUAACAAGAAAAAAUGA